Molecule: messenger RNA, 2139 nt
Organism: Juglans regia (Persian walnut)
Lineage: Eukaryota; Viridiplantae; Streptophyta; Magnoliopsida; Fagales; Juglandaceae
Product: transcription factor SRM1-like
Exons: 4
Coding region: 837-1721 (294 amino acids)
Molecular function (GO): DNA binding
Source: RefSeq, a predicted model, not a curated record
UAAAUAACUCCACAAGUUCUGACCAAAUCUGGCUAAGACUCUAAUAUUUCCUAAAACGAAUAGUCCAAACUGGUGGCAAGUUUGUCCGUGAUAUUUGGAUUGUUGAUGUCCAGCUCCCCUCAGAUGGAUAGAUAAAGAUGGCCUUUUGACUCUUCUUGUGCAAUAGUCUCAGAACUGAUGUCAUGAAACAACGCAGCAGCGGCAAAAAUAUUGGUAUUGCCAUGGUUUUCUCUCGUCCUGCGCCGGAAAUAAAGCAACAGAUUCCAGUGGGUUUUGCAACUUGGGGUUAAGGCCUUUUUCAAUCCCAGCUGUCCGAUUUGUAGCGCAUCGUAGUUGGUGGGGAUGGGACCAAUCGUUCAGAAUAAAAGGAGGAUGGGACCAACUGACCCAUCCUUUGCACCUCCUCUGUUGAUAUUUCAGGAUAACGGGUCAACAUCGCCCAUAAUUUAUCUGUCUGCCCUUGUCAGCAAUCCACAAGAGUCCAAAUUUUGAGUUGUGGAGCAAAUCACCAUUGAAUUCUUCACAUGCUUCACCAAGUUUUGUGAUUUUUAUUGGAGGUGAUCUCUGCUUUGGUUUCGUUGGCCUCUUUUCCGGUCUGUUUGUUUCUCUUCCUCCUCACUUCUAUCGUCAGACAUAUCUGCUUCCCAUAAUUUAGCCUGCCGUCAAACUUCUUGUGGGAAUCCCACUAUAAAAAGAAUUCAUAUCAAAAUUUCAGGAGCAGGUCCAGAAAGUUUGACUUUGUUGAUGGGUUUAGCCUAGAUAUUGAGCAGUUUGGUAGAUUUCUCUCCCUUUUUCCUCUGUUUAAUAUUCUGGGUAGUGGAUUCAGAAUAAACUUGAUGACCGUGGAUGAAACGGGUAGUAACUCCGUAUGGAGUAAAGAGCAAGAUAAGGCAUUUGAGAAUGCCCUAGCAACUCAUCCUGAAGAUGCUUCAGAUCGGUGGGAGAAAAUUUCAGCCGAUGUACCAGGGAAAACCAUAGAAGAGAUUAAACAUCACUAUGAGCUAUUGGUUGAUGAUGUUAGCCUGAUUGAAUCUGGUCGUGUGCCUCUGCCUUCCUAUAGUUCUGUAGAGGGUUCAGCGAGCCAUGCUGGUGAUGAAGGAAACGGUAAGAAGGGUGGCCAUCUGGGGAAUUAUAACAGUGAGUCUAAUCAUGGAAGUAAGGCUUCAAGGUCAGAUCAGGAACGUCGUAAAGGGAUUGCUUGGACAGAAGAUGAACAUAGGUUAUUUCUUCUUGGUUUGGACAAAUAUGGAAAGGGGGACUGGCGAAGUAUAUCCCGAAACUUUGUGGUGACUAGAACACCUACGCAAGUGGCAAGCCAUGCACAAAAGUACUUCAUUCGAUUGAACUCAAUGAACAAAGAUAGGAGGCGAUCAAGCAUUCAUGACAUCACCAGUGUUGGCAAUGGUGACAUUUCAGCUCCACAAGGACCAAUCACUGGCCAAACCAAUGGCUCUGCAGGAGGUUCAUCUGGAAAACCAACCAAACAACCACCUCAGCCGUCCGCUGGGCCUGCUGGCAUUGGCGUGUAUGGUGCUCCGACUAUGGGGCAACCUAUAGGAGGAUCCCUUGUCUCAGCAGUUGGUACCCCUGUUAGUCUUCCUACUGGAGCACAUAUGGCAUACGGUGUGAGAGCCCCUGUACCCGGAGUUGUGGUUCCUGGUGCACCAAUGAACAUGGGUCCAAUGGCAUAUCCAAUGCCGCAUGCUUCUGCACAUAGGUAAUGUGCAAUUUAGGAGCUACAGCAGCAACACGAACAAAAGACAGAAGACUGUUUCUUGUGCUCUUGUUGGAUUAUCGAGAGCCUUUAGAUCAGAGCCUGAGUUUUUUUUUUCUUUUUUUUUUUGCUUAUUUAGCACAAGCUGUUUAAUGUUUAACUGUCAUUUGUCUAUUUUUGCAUCCGUUAUAAAUAAGGGCAUUUGGGUAGGAAUUACCUGAAUCUGUAUAGGCAACUGGUGGCAGUAUUUAUAAUUAGGACAGCAUUCUUGUUUGUUUCUUCUUAUAAACAAUUUAAGCAACAUUGUUAGUAUUUAGAGGUAGUCAGUGCUUAAUUUCUAUGGCACAAGUUGUAAAGAACCCUUUUAAAUCUUCUCCUAUUCUGAGUAUCAAAUAUAUUUGUUUGAAGUAACUUUUUGACUGGAA